CAAAAUUUAGUCAUUUAAAGAUUUAAAGAAGUCAUUUUAGACACCCCUUAUUAUAAAAUUAAUAUAUAAAACACAGCAUGCGGAAUAACGAGCACCUGGCCAUUAUUGGAUCCCAAGUCAUCCUGGUUCCCUACGAGAAGGAGCAUGUACUAAAGUACCACGAGUGGAUGGAAUCCCCGUUCCUGCAGGAGAUGACUGGGUCAGAGCCAUUGAGCAUUGACGAAGAGUACGCCAUGCAGGAGUCCUGGCGCAACGACACUGACAAGUGUACCUUCAUUAUCCUCGCUAAGGACUCUCAGAAUGUGGAUAUCUACAACAGCGCCAGGAUGAUCGGUGACGUGAACUUUUACCUGAACAACCACUAUAACCCGCAUGAGGCCGAGCUCGAAGUGAUGGUGGCCGAGCAGGACUACUGGGGCCGAGGCAUUGCCACUGAGGUGCUUUGCCUAAUGAUCCAAUACGCCAUCAAUGACGUGAAGGUUACUGAUCUGGUUGUGCGUAUCAAGGAGGAUAACUCCACUAGCAUUUAUAUCUUUGAACACUCCUUUGGAUUCAAGGAAACCGAGAGAUCAAAAGCCUUCAAGGAGGUUACGCUGCGCCGCCAGGUCGACGAUGAGCUGAGGUCGGAAGCCGAAAAGUGGGCGGCGAGUGCCGAGAGAGUCGAGUUUAGAAAAUAAGU
Messenger RNA from Kickxella alabastrina, 679 nucleotides. Its product is annotated as GNAT domain-containing protein. The record is from RefSeq and is a predicted model, not a curated record. NCBI's taxonomy places the organism in Eukaryota, Fungi, Kickxellomycota, Kickxellomycetes, Kickxellales, Kickxellaceae. Gene Ontology annotation, molecular function: N-acetyltransferase activity. The coding region runs from base 78 to 677 and encodes 199 amino acids. The transcript is spliced from 3 exons. Gene Ontology annotation, biological process: protein acetylation.